UCCCUUGCAUACCGGCUGACCUUCAAGCAUGGCUGUCAGACAAUUGUCCAAGAUUUCCAGACUGUUCCCACAAAAUGCAACAUUUGUUGCAUCGACUAAGCUCAGCUCAACAUGGGCAAACGUAGAAAUGGGUCCACCGGACGCCAUUCUUGGUGUCACAGAGGCAUACAAGCGUGACACCAACCCUAAAAAGAUGAACCUGGGUGUUGGAGCUUACCGUGAUGACAGUGGGAAACCUUUCAUCCUGGAAUGCGUCAAAGAGGCCGAGCAGAUGAUGCUGAGGGAAGGCGUGGACCAUGAGUAUGCCCCCAUCACUGGACCACCAGAGUUCUGUAAGGAGGCUGCAAAGUUAGCAUUCGGGGAUGACAGUCCAGUCAUUAAAGAAGGCAGAAAUGUAACAGUCCAGGGUGUAUCAGGAACAGGUUCCCUCAGGAUAGGGGGUGCAUUCUUCUCAAAGUGGUACUCAAAAAGCAACGUGUUUUACCUUCCAAGUCCGUCCUGGGGAAACCAUACACCUAUUUUCAAACACUCAGGCCUGGAGGUCAAGUCUUACAAAUACUAUGACCCAAGCACCUGUGGGUAUGAUUUCAACGGAGCUAUGGAGGAUAUAUCGAAAAUCCCAGAGGGAAGUACCAUUGUAUUACAUGCAUGUGCCCACAAUCCUACUGGUGUAGACCCAAGGCCAGAACAAUGGAAGGAGAUGAGCGCUCUUAUAAAGAAACAAAAACUCUUCCCCUUCUUUGACAUGGCGUACCAAGGAUUUGCCAGUGGAAACAUUGAUAAUGACGCCUUUGCUGUUCGUCAGUUCCUGGAGGACGGACACCAGAUUGCCUUGGCUCAGUCUUUUGCCAAGAACAUGGGAUUGUAUGGUGAGCGAGCUGGUGCCUUUAGUAUUGUUUGUGGAACGAAGGAGGAGGCAGACAGAGUUAUGUCCCAGGUCAAGAUUCUCAUCCGACCCAUGUACUCUAAUCCUCCCGUCCACGGAUCCCGUAUUGCUGCUCGAGUACUCUCCAACCCAGACCUGAGAACUAUCUGGCUCGGUGAGGUGAAGGGUAUGGCUGACCGCAUUAUCAACAUGAGGAACAGGUUGAGGGAUGGUCUGGCCAGAGAAGGAUCAAGUCACAACUGGCAGCAUAUCACAGACCAGAUCGGCAUGUUCUGUUUCACUGGACUGAAACCUGACCAGGUGGAGAAACUCACAAAGGAAUACUCUGUGUACCUAACAAAGGAUGGGCGGAUAUCAGUGGCUGGAAUUACCUCGGGCACAGUGGAUUAUCUAGCUCAUGCUAUGCACCAAGUCACAAAGUGAAAGUACAGCUAAAUAUAGAACACUGUACUGUAGGGGUGUGUUCAAAAGCAAAAACGUUUUGGAAUAUUUCAGAAUAUCUUACCAGUAUUCUGUUUCUCUCACGUAAAACUAAGGAUGGACAUAAUGUAAAGUAUUACAGAACUUACUUUGGUUCUGAACAUAUCUCCAAACACAAAGUUAAGUGAAAUUUCAGUUGGUGCAGGUGUUUAGAAUGUUAAUGAGACUCCGAAAGAUAUCACAAUGAUUCAUAAAACUAUAACAGAAAAAGAGGAGGAUUUCAUUUCCCCCCCCAAAAAUGUUGGAAAUCUUCAAAAUCAACAAUACUGGCACCCAUGUUAGAGGGUUGGUUGAAACCAUGUUAAAAGGAUCUGAUGAAAGUGCUAUUAUUUGUUUUGUUAGAAUACUGCCAAAAUACACUUUAUAUGUAAAUGAAGAUAUUUAAGAGAAUCUUUGAAGGUAUCUAUUUUUGUAUGAGAAGCAAAAUUUUUCGUGUAUCAUUCUCAGCGAGUUUUGCUCAUUUUGACAUUUUACCUUCUAGUGUGUGAAGCCCAGGCUGUUUUAUGCUGUACUGGUUACAGCAAUUGAUGACAGCUGUCAGAUGUUCAAACUACCGUAAACACUUUAAAAGAUUGACUCUUAUCUUAUAGAAGAAAUUUUUUUUUUUUUUUUUAGAAAAUUUGAUGUGGACUUUUGCAUUUCUGUCUUGUACAUACUGAAUAGGGUAUGUUUACAAUAGAACUGUAUUUGUAUAUGAACAUUAUUAUUUGGUUUUUAUGAAAUACUAUGAUGUACCACAGUAAAUUCUCUAGUGCUUGUUUGAUUUUAUCUGAUUAUGCAGAAUAUGUUACUGUCAAUCAACAAUACAUGUACUAGGUACUGCUUAAAUGGUUUAUGUAUAUAUUUUACACCUGUUCACAUGAACAAUUAAACAAAAUAACAUAUUCAGACAUAUUAAAAGCAUAAUUUUUUAUUUUCACAAAGUGAAAUUGUUACUUAAUAUGUAAAAAGAUGUAACUGACAAUGAUUUCAGACCGAAUGGCCUCUUGCUGAUUUGUAAAAUUGGAGUGAUAUUUCAUAAUGAUAGACUGUAAUAAAUAUCCUCUAAUCAGUUAAAUGGAAGGAUGUUAUAAGGUGUGCAUGUGGUUGUUAAUUUCUAUGGUUGAAAUUUUAUCCAGUGUAAGUUAUUGUUUAUAGAUAAAACUCCCACUAUGAUAGGAAUGAGACUUAAUAAACAAAAGAACACCUA
Ylistrum balloti is the source of this 2555-nucleotide messenger RNA. RefSeq names its product aspartate aminotransferase, mitochondrial-like. Gene Ontology annotation, cellular component: mitochondrion. The record is from RefSeq and is a predicted model, not a curated record. The transcript is spliced from 11 exons. Gene Ontology annotation, biological process: L-aspartate catabolic process; biosynthetic process. Gene Ontology annotation, molecular function: pyridoxal phosphate binding; L-aspartate:2-oxoglutarate transaminase activity. Bases 29 to 1309 code for a protein of 426 amino acids. Lineage: Eukaryota; Metazoa; Mollusca; Bivalvia; Pectinida; Pectinidae.